UCGGUAAGCAUCUGGCUAAGAAAACGCUCCGAGGCGAUCCCUUUUUCGAGAAGUUGUAAAGGACUUUGUCCCACGAGUGAUUCGAACCCGGGCGAAAUUCAAACCAGACCCUAAUCUGGUUGGACGCCAUAAAAUUCGGCCGCGUCGGUGCUAAGCAAAUAGUAUUUUUGUGAUAUCAUAAUGCCCAGCCAGAGUCGUGUGAUAAGUGAAUAAACUCACCUGGGAUAAAGCCAAUAGAGCGCGAACUGAGUAACACAAUUCACGCAAUUUGUGGUACAAAAUCAACAACAACUUCCGCAUAGCAAUUCCAUAACUCCCAAAAAUAUUCAAUAAUAAAAAUCAUUCCCCAGCAAAAAAAUAGAGAAUUUUGGCGAGCAACAAUCGGAAUUAAAACAAUAACCGUAAAUUGAAUAGCGUAAGCCAUAAUUAUGACCAAAUGAGCCGCUGGCCCGCAGCAAAACCAACAACAAUAAAAUCUAAAAUACGAGAAAGAGCCACCAGCAACCACGAAAUGCGGCUUAUUAACAGGAGAUUAACAGCCACGCAGAUGUUAACAGCAGCCUUAGCAGUGCUGCUACAGUUUGCGAGUCAUGCCAGUGGAGCUCAAACUGUAAAUCUGUCAGCAGAAAAUACCAUAUGCCUGUACCAAGAACACAACACCACCUACCGCAAGGAGCUUGGAGCUGUAUGGUUUGAGGCCAAAGAUCCUUGUUUGGUUUACUCCUGUGCCGCAGGUGUGGCCAAGGAUCCGCAGGCUCACAUUGUGGUUACCCAGGUUGAUUGCAAUGAGUUCUACUGCGAAGUGGGUUCUGAGCUUCGCAGUGCCGAAGGCAGCUGCUGUGGGGAAUGUGUAAGGACCCACUGCCAGCACAACCAUACCCUCUAUGCUGUUGGAGAGUCCUGGCAUAACGAUGCCGACUGCACUCUCCUCGAGUGUGGACGCCUGGAGAAUGGCCAGAUCAUCAUUAACACCUACAAGAGAAGUUGCCAGCCACUGACAGAAGACUGCCCUGCCUCGAGGCUUGAGAAUAAGAACUGCUGUCCCUACUGUAGACCCCAGAAAGCGUCGAGGAUUGAAGACCUACAGGAAGAUGAGGCUGAAUCCUCGGAUGAUAUAUGGACAGCUGAGUGGUAUCGCCAGCAUCCCUGCAACCGGGACUGCCAGGUGGGAGCCAAGUCCAUGACCUGUCACUACACAUUCGUGGUAGAAUGGUAUCAGACCUUCUCGAAGGCCUGCUACGACUGUCCCCGAAACCUCACCGACUGCUCCCGGCCGCACUGCAUCAUGGGCGAUGGCUUGGAGCGGAGCAUAACUGUGGUGAAUCGCAUGAUGCCUGGACCGUCGAUCGAGGUCUGCGAGGGCGAUCAGAUCGUGGUGGACGUGAAGAACCAUCUGCUGGGGGAGAGCACCUCCAUCCACUGGCAUGGACUGCACCAGAAGAAAACGCCCUACAUGGACGGGGUGCCGCACAUCACUCAGUGUCCGAUUACCCCGCACGCCAGCUUCAGGUACUCCUUCCCUGCCGAUCUCUCCGGCACACAUUUCUGGCACUCGCACACCGGCAUGCAGCGCGGAGAUGGUGUCUUUGGUGCCCUGAUCAUUCGGAAGCCCAAGAUAGCCGAGCCCCACGGCAGCCUUUACGAUUUCGAUCUGAGCGAACAUGUGAUGACGGUCCAGGACUGGAUACACGAUACGGGUGCCAGCAUAUUCUCCUUCCACCACCACUCCCGAGGCGACAACAAGCCCCACAAUCUGCUCGUCAACGGAAGGGGACGUUACUACAACCGCAUUUGGGCGGAGGCCAAGCAGGUUCAUCGAAGAACUGAGGAGAGGACAACGCAGCCCCUGGAUCCUCUGCCCAAGUCCCAGGUGGAUUUCGUUCAGACUCUGCCGCGUCAAGCGCGUCUGGCGAGGAGCAACAGCACCAAGCUCUUCCCCGUACAUUCGCGCCAGAAGAGGGGCAACCUCAACGAGAUUCCGCUAGAACUCGUUCCUCAUCAGGUUUAUAAUGUGAGAAGGGGCUUCCGCUACCGCUUCAGGAUUAUAAAUGCGGAGUACCUCAACUGCCCAAUUGUGGUUUCGGUGGAUGGUCACAACCUAACGGCGAUCAACUCGGAUGGCUUCGACAUCGAGGCAAUGGAGGUGGGCUCGAUUGUUACCUAUUCCGGUGAGCGAUUUGAUUUUGUGCUGAAUGCCAACAUGGAGGUGGGCAACUAUUGGGUCCGCCUCAAGGGCUUAAUGGACUGCAGCGAGGUUUUCACCUCUGCCUUCCAAGUGGCCAUCCUCCGCUAUGAGGGUGCUCCCGAUGAAGAGCCCACGGCGGCAUUGAGUUACGCCCACAAGGCCGAGGGCAUCGAGCUGAAUGUGAUGAACCGCGGUCCUGGGUAUCCGGACACCAAGACCGUGGCCGAAAUGAGGGCCCUGCCCAUCUACGAUCACGUGUCGGGGAUUGAUCACGAUACCCUCAAGCCGGAGGCCGACUACAAGUUCUUCAUAUACUAUGACUUUUACACGAAGAACAAUCCCGACUUCCAUGACAAGGACCUGUAUGCCAUGGACAUGGAGAUGACGCAGCAGAACCGCCUUUAUACACCCCAGCUGAAUCACAUAACCCUGAAGUUUCCGGCUAUGGCACUGCUUCCCUCGAGGAGCCAACUGAAGGACUCGGACUUUUGCAACGAAACCAGUCUGGCGGAACAGGGCAUCGACUGUCGAACGCAGUUUUGCAAGUGUCACCACGUCCUCCAGGUGCCCCUGGGUGCAGUCGUCGAGCUGAUCAUCGUGGACGAGGGCUUCCAGUACUAUGCCAAUCAUCCCUUCCACUUGCACGGCAAUGCCUUCAGGGUCAUGGGAUUGGAGCGACUGGGCGAGAAUGUAACCAUUGAAAUGAUCAAACAACUCGAUCAGUUCAAUUUGCUCAAACGAAACCUCGUGAAUCCUCCAGUUAAAGAUACGGUGACCAUACCAGAUGGCGGUUACACCAUCAUCCGAUUUGAGGCCUCCAAUCCCGGCUAUUGGCUCUUUCACUGUCACAUCGAGUUUCAUGCUGAGAUCGGCAUGGCUUUGGUCUUCAAGGUGGGCAACGAUGAUCAAAUGGUUCCGGUGCCUGAUAAUUUCCCCACCUGCGGCGACUACAAUCCAGAUUUGAAAUCGGAUGGUGAGGUAACGGAAGACAACGCCAAACCCACAACUGGGACCCCAUCAAAUACAGGAGGCGGAGGUUCAGGAUUGGAAUCUAGUAUAAUAACUUUGAUCGUUGGUCUUCUGCUGUUAAAGUUCCAUUAAAAGAGGCGAAGAACCCUUGAGAAAGAGAGCACAACCCCAAACUUGCCAAAUUAUAACUUAGAGAUUAUUUAUUGAAGACAAGUGGAUUCCUGCAUUUGUAUAUAUUCCAUAGCAUCGUUUGUAGCCUAAACAUCUGUGAUUGUCUAAGAAAGUGUUUUUAAAUAAGCUCUUUGAAACCAUAAUAAAUGUACGUUAAU
This is a messenger RNA of Drosophila kikkawai, 3483 nucleotides long. It is a transcript of the gene Mco1, whose product is annotated as Multicopper oxidase 1. The record is from RefSeq and is a predicted model, not a curated record. Gene Ontology annotation, molecular function: copper ion binding; oxidoreductase activity. Lineage: Eukaryota; Metazoa; Arthropoda; Insecta; Diptera; Drosophilidae.